CGAUGCAAUGUGGGUGAAUUUACAAAUAGGAACGUGUUUUUCUCUGAAACAGGUACCCGAUCGGUCAUGUAUUUGUGUAGCAAAGUUAGUCUCAUCUUAGUUUAAUUAUUUUCCCACCUGUAUUCCGACAAAGCCCACCUCCUGCGCCAGGAUUGGAUAGUGGGUUGUAGUGGCAAGCAGCCCACCGAUUGUGCAGGUUACGCUAAACAUUAACCAAUCCUCGCGCAGAAGGCGGGGUUCUAAGGGGUCUAUCCAAUCAGUGUGUAGGAGGCAGGAUUUGAUCUAAUGCGGGUGGGAGAAAAAGAUAACGCAUCUAGGCUACAUUUGUAAGCAGAGCGAAAAGGAAAGAGGACUCGUCCAUAUUAUAGCUGCUGUUUCAGUGGUUUCCGUGGUGAUGGACCCUCCCGGCGGGCGAGACGAGCGUCGCCGUCAGGCCGAGCGUCUUCGGCGGGAGGAGGCGUACUACCACUUCAUCAACGAGCUGAGCGAGGAGGAGUAUCGGCUCAUGAGAGACAGCAACCUGCUGGGUACACCAGGUGAAGUCACAGCCGAGGAGCUGAGACAGCGUCUGGAUGGAGCAAAGGAGCGUGUGUCCUCACAGCCUCGCCCUGAAUCACGUCCACAGAACAGCGAGGAAGGACAGGAGGGCAGCAGUGCUGCUGCUGAGCCGGGCACCGAGAGCACGAACGGAGACUCUCUGCUGGAGUGGCUGAAUACGUUCCGGCGCACAGGCAACGCCACCCGCAGCGGCCAGAGCGGCAACCAGACGUGGCGUGCCGUCAGCCGCACGAAUCCAAACAGUGGCGAGUUUCGCUUCAGCCUGGAAAUCAACAUCAAUCACGAGCAGCCCGAGCCGGGGGAACACAGCGACACUUCUGACCCCAUUGAACUUCCUGUCCCGCAGAGGGCCUCUGCGUCUAUACGCACUCCCCUGAGGCCCGCGCCCUAUUCCACUCAGCACCCCACCCCUUAUUCUACAACCAGGCCCACUCUGGGGAGGCGGGCUCAGGCACGGCGCACUCGCAGUAGUACUACCCCACCCAUAACCCCGCCUCUGAUCUCGCAGGCGCCGUAUACGAGUUUGAGGAGGAACCUUGCUUUGCCUCAGCCAGCAGCGCUUCCUCCUCCUCCUCCUCCUCCCCCUCCUUCACAGGCCAUGCCCACGUCCCUGCCUCAAGAGCAGGAUAGUACUAACAGCGUGCAGGGUCAAGUACAGACGCAGCCUCCUUCACUUAGUAACGAGGAGGAGCAGGAAGUUAACGACGUUCCGGACUGUCCAGAAGCUGUGUCUCAGGCCAGUGUGCAGGGGGCGGCGGCUAGCCGUGAGGCACGCAGAACUCGUUCACGUGGUCGGGUCCGCCGGAUAGCUGUGUCCCGGUCCUCGCGUCGUAGCCGCUCACCUCUGGAUAGGAACUCCACCCGAAGCUCUAGCCCCACCCCCGGCAACAGUGCCCCUGCAAUAGAGCCUGCUGGAAACACGGCUGCUGCUGCUGCUGCUGCUGCUGCUGCUGCUCUAGUGGAGACGGUGGAAGUUCCCGCUGAGCCGACAGUACCAGUUGAAUCUGCCCCCGAAGCGGGCACUGAGGAAGGCGAGACGCCAGCGUCAGGCACAGCAGGAGGUGUCCGCCGGCACCCGACUAUCAUGUUGGAUUUGCAGGUGCGCAGAAUCCGGCCGGGCGAGAACCGAGACCGGGACAGCAUUGCCAGCCGCACGCGGUCUCGUGCCCGCGCCGCUGAAAAUACGGUCACUUUCGAGAGCGACAGCGGAGGCUUCAGACGGACCAUCUCGCGCUCGGAACGCGCUGGCAUCCGCACCUACGUAAGCACUAUCCGCAUUCCUCUGCGCCGCAUCUCGGAGACGGGUUUGGGCGAGCCGAGUUCCACAGCGCUACGCUCCAUCCUGCGGCAGAUCAUGACCGGCUUCGGAGAGCUCAGCUCUUUAAUGGAGACCGAGGCAGACCCGGAAGGUUCCGCCCCUGGACAGAACGUGGGCAUCAACGCUGCGGCUCAGACACAGCGUGCGCAGGAUGGUGAAGCCACGACAGGGAACGCUGUGACCGAUUCGGGACGAGAGGGUGGAGCAGCGGGUGAGGCAGGCCAGGCGAGGGUGGGUGCCAACGGGCGGGACACGAAUAACCUGGUUGAGAACGGCACCUUGCCCAUCCUGCGGCUGGCGCACUUCUUCUUGCUGAACGACGAGGAGGACGACGAGCACCCGCGCGGCCUCACCAAAGAGCAGAUCGACAAUCUGGCCACGCGCACCUACGGCCAGGCGAGCCUGGAGGGCGAGCAGGGGCGCGCAUGCAGUGUAUGCAUCAACGAGUACGCGCAGGGCAACAAGCUGCGCAGCCUCCCCUGUGCACAUGAGUUCCACAUCCACUGCAUCGACCGCUGGCUCUCGGAGAACAACACGUGCCCCAUCUGUAGGCAGCCCAUUCUGUCCAGCCAUCAGGACUGACUCACUUCCUCCAUCGCUCCUGUACAUAGCGCUUCAGCUGUUCCACCCGUUCCUCCAUCAACUCCCACUCCCACUCUAUUCAGCUGUAGGUAGAACCAAAAGAAGAAACAACACAGAGAAUUAACAAAGCUUUAUUUUUUUAGACCUGUGUGUUUUUGUUUUUUUUUUUUUAGUUUUUUUUUCUUUCUUUCUCCUCCUGUCUGCGUAGUCCCCUCCAUCCUGCGUCAGGGUUCCGUUAACAAAACACGACAGAUAUUAACUGUGACGAAUCAGUGUUAGCAAAAGCUAAUCUUCAGCAUUUCACUUAAUUUCAUGUAAUGGAUUUUAUAGAUUGAUCUGUACAUGCCAGACUCUGAGGAAAUGUAAAUAUACGAAUGCCUGUGUGCUUUUUUUUUGUUUGUUUGUUUGUUUUUUUUUGUUCCUUGUGUUGCGAGAGUUCGACGUUGAGACACAGUAUAGAAACCUGCGUAAGAUGCAUAAGCUCCUCUUGAAAUCAGUUUGAAUUUUAGUUUUACGGCACGCUCUCUUAGCAGAAUGUUCCAAUUUUAAAGCUCUUCACACGUUUAGCACGUUGCCGGUCAGGGCGUGGUGACGGAUCCCUGCUCUGAUUGCAACGAAUUCAUGGUUUUAAGAUUCUAGUAAUUGUAAUGGCGACGAGUCACUUAACACUACAUGAUGUAAUGAUAUGAACUGAAUAUUGUUUUCUCCACAUUUCUGACGCUUCAGCACACAUUAUUUAAUAAUAUUUCGUCCAUCCCAUCGUGUGCAUGUGUCAUUUUUAAAUUUGCAUCCUGUUGGGUUUUUUUUUUUUUUUUUUUUAAAACCUGUGUGAGAAUAUAAUGGCAGAACGCAGGUCAUUAUUUUAAUGAUUGAUCGAUAAUCAGUUCGUUAUUCUUCUUAAAGCACUUCCAGGAGGAGAUUUAGGAUGGGGGGGGGGAUUUUCGCGUCUAACGGGACAAACUUUUUAAAAUAGGUGCAAUGAUAGAAAAAAAAGAGCAGAUGAUUUUAAAUCCCUGUGUUUAAAGUUAUCUUUACGUUUACCCCAAAUGUUGAUGUUUCUCCUUCAGCUCAGCUCGUUACUGACAUUUGAGUUCUUUGACAUUUUUUAUUUCUUUUUUUUUUUUUUUUUUUUUUUUUUUUUUUUAAAGUUACAUGACGUCGUCUUCCAAGUCAUUUUUUUCCCCGUCACCUACUGUUAUAAUGGAUUUUCCCCCGUGUCUUCCCCUGCAGUUUACAGUCAAUAUAACGGGCCUAACAACCAACCGUACUCAGAAUAUCAUCAGAGCACAGAUUAUUAUUAUUAUUAUUAUUAUGAACUGAACACUGCUUAGAAUUCUCUCCAAAGUUUAAUUCUUAAUGAAGGUGAUUUAUGAUAAUGAUGAGCUCAUUAUGGUUCUGUGUUUUCAUCCUCUGUGCAUGAACAGGGUUGUAAUAUAUAUACACACACACACACACACACACACACACACACUGCAGCUUCGUUUCCUUCUGAGCAGAUGAAUCGGUACGCUUCUCAACAAACCUUUACAUUAUGCCUCAAUGUCUCGUUUCAGGGAAACAGUAGGAAAAAAAAAAAAGUGGUUUCCUUGACGUUUUCUUUCCAGAUGUAGUGGGAUAUACUUAUAUUUUGUGUGUAUGUUGCAAAGGAAGUGUGUGCGUGUGUGUGCGCGCGGGUGUGCUAGUGGUUAUUCAUCCGAGCGCGCGACUGGGUCUUUGGCCAUUAAAAAUCCAGAAUGAUUUAUUUAGUUCUUAUUUAAUAAGGUAAGAAAUGACCUUGAGAUAUGAAUAUGUAUUAUGUUCUAAUGUGAUGCUAAAAACAGUUACGGAUAUGUAUUCUGUUACUAUGUAAUAAAACGAGCAAACGAGUUUUCUUUUCUGCUCCUUAAAAUGAAAUAAGGUUUGUUUUGUUGCCUGUAUUAUUGCGCGAAAGUCGUUCUUCUGUAACGAUGGUUUUUAGGAGCUGAUCGGCUCGGACCAUCACCACACCACACCGUGCCGCUGCUGCACUGAGAAUAACACACCACUCAGAUCGUAUCAGCUCAGCAGCGGUGGACCUUUUAUUUGAUGGAUGUAUGGAUAUGGUCACUUAUCCCCCCCCCCCCCCCAAAUAUGAUGCAAUAUACGUUCAGCUACUCAUACGGCAUUCUUCUCUGAAAAAUGAUCAACUGCAUGAUUCUGGAGGUUGACGGUUCUCACUAUACAUCACUUAUAGUUCUAAUAGUUACUAUUUCAUUAUUUAAAGGUGCAAUAGUCAGUAAUAUUAAUAGUGUAAGCCAUUGUCUCAGAACAAGUGUGUUAUGUAGCUGGUUUGGAAACCUACCUUCUGGUCUGGUCUGGGUGUGUUUGUAUUUGGAUUGGCCUCUUGUAUGUCAUUUUGUAAUAACGCCCAUUCACGUCCUCAAAAAUUAUUAAGAGAAGUUGUAUGCUUAUAGAGAUGUAUCUUGGCUUUUCAAUCAGAAGGUCUGAGUGUUCUUGAAAGUCAUGUCAGGACAGUCCUUGCUAAUGGAAGCUCUAGUUUUACCAACAAAUCAUACGUUUUUGGGGGCGGAGCUUUGUGUACAUGGGUGAGUUAAAAAAAAUCAUUCAAAUCAUAUUAAACUCCACCCAUUUAACUAUUAGAGCCCUCCCACACACGAUUGUUAUUUAAAUGCACCUUUAAUGCCUGUUCAAUAAAUUAAAUAGUAUUCUAAUCAUCAAACUACAGUUCUAAAAGAGCUGGGAAAAGUCUGCGUCUGUUGGUGGAAGGUCCAGCAUAUUAAAAAACAUCUUUAUUAGUACCAAUAAAUAAAUACAAUCAUACACACUCUUAUAAAAAGGGGUACUAAACAUUACCUUUCCAUGUCAGUGGAGUUGUAUCAUCAUUUUGUACCUUCAGUAUGUAUCUUUAAUCUAGAAAGAUGCAUAGUGUACAUUUUUAAAAACUUUAAUGUAAGCUUAUUACGGUCCAUGUAUGUACUUUAAUCAUUUAAGGCAAAG
Ictalurus furcatus (blue catfish) is the source of this 5434-nucleotide messenger RNA. RefSeq names its product ring finger protein (C3H2C3 type) 6 (gene rnf6). The transcript is spliced from 4 exons. The record is from RefSeq and is a predicted model, not a curated record. Lineage: Eukaryota; Metazoa; Chordata; Actinopteri; Siluriformes; Ictaluridae. Gene Ontology annotation, molecular function: ubiquitin protein ligase activity. Gene Ontology annotation, biological process: protein ubiquitination; ubiquitin-dependent protein catabolic process; positive regulation of DNA-templated transcription. The coding region runs from base 395 to 2458 and encodes 687 amino acids. Gene Ontology annotation, cellular component: nucleoplasm; cytoplasm.